UUUGAAAUUAGGCAGAAAAAGGUAUAUAAACGAGACACGGCCUGAGCAGCGCAGCCUAAAUAUCUCUUCGACGAAAUACUAUGACAGCGAAUUAUUGAGAAAUGGAGACCUGUGAUCGAUGCAAGAAACAAGUACCGGGGGUGAAUUUUGUGAUGCAUAUUGCGCACUGUACGAGAAACACAGAGAUAUGCCCGAUUUGUGGCGAAUUCUACCCAAAAUCUAGCAGCAAGGAACACAUAGAUGAGUAUCACAAAGAAAUCUCUUGCGAAUUGUGUGGGGACGUAGUGGAAUCAAAAGCUAAACUUACCGAGCACGAAUCGCAUUGCUCGAAACGGAAGAUUUGCUGCGCUUUUUGUGAACUUUCGAUGAAUAGAAACGAACUGGAGGAACACGAAGACUUCUGUGGUUCCAGGACUGAGAAAUGUGCGUCCUGCAACAAAUUUGUCCUGCUGAGAGACCAGCAAAAUCAUUGCUGUAUCGAGAACUCUACACCGAACCAGAGCCAAGAUGAUGUGUUGCUUCCGUGCGAGUUUUGCGAAAAACUGGUACGCUCAGCGGAUCUGCUAUAUCACCAAGAAUCAUGUGCAAACCCAGAAGUGCAACUACCUCCAGAAAUCAUUGAUUUAACCGAAGAUGCAGACAAUACCGGGGAGCUAUCUAAUAAUAUUGUUGACUUGACUGAAGAAGAAGAAGAGGAAGAAGUUUUGACUGAUAAUAAUGUAGAUGUUACUGACAGUGCUGAGGGUGGUAAAGUGAGGUCUAGAUCCCCAAGUCCUGUAUGUGCAUUGCCAUGUGAGGUAUGUGGAGAGCUCUGCCCCGCUGAUCGGCUCAUUGAGCAUCAAGAUGCCUGUCUGCGCCAGAGUAAUUCAGAUGACUCCCAGCAGUCUGACAGUGAUGAUGUUACCAUGGCAGCACCCAAUGUGUGGGACAGCACCCCAUUCUAUGGCCGCGCCUUUCCUAGACAUGCAACUUUGGCAGAAUUCUUUGAUGAUGAUUGGUUUGUGCACAGGCGGUGGAAUCCUGGGUUUGGAAUAGACAUUAUGAACAGAAGUGCAGAUCCAUUUGAUAUAAUGUGGAGAAAUAUGCAAAGAUCAAUGUUUUAUAAUAUGUAGCUCUACAAAUACAGGAAGAUUUACUUUUGUUAUUAGGUAAUAGGUGUAUUCUAAAAGGUUGGCCUUAAAUUCGCAAAAAAUGACCUGAUUUGUCUUCAUGCAAUUAAAAGGAAAAUCAAAUAUUAAAAAAGAAAACAACAAUGUCAUAGAUUGAAGUUGUAUUUGAUUAGAUUAAAGUACAUAGCCAAUUUCAACAUGAAAUAAAGAGAGCUGUAUAUUUGA
Molecule: messenger RNA, 1334 nt
Organism: Nematostella vectensis (starlet sea anemone)
Lineage: Eukaryota; Metazoa; Cnidaria; Anthozoa; Actiniaria; Edwardsiidae
Product: TRAF-type zinc finger domain-containing protein 1-like
Exons: 1
Coding region: 102-1112 (336 amino acids)
Source: RefSeq, a predicted model, not a curated record